This is a messenger RNA of Schistosoma spindalis, 7026 nucleotides long. The record is from the annotation of a GenBank genome assembly. NCBI's taxonomy places the organism in Eukaryota, Metazoa, Platyhelminthes, Trematoda, Strigeidida, Schistosomatidae.
ACAAAAAUAUUGGAUUUAGGAUGUUGCGCGCUGUACAAAUUGAAGGACAAGGUCACUAAGGCCUAUAGUUGUAUUUCUACAUAAAGAUUCUCUUUUCAGUUUGUAUAAGCGUACAUUGUCAUCUAAAUGAAAUCGCAAUACAUUCAUGUCAUGAUGUACCAUACGUAUUUCAAUGCUUAUCAACUUUCUUUGGCAACUCAUGAUUGAAAUUUCUUCAGAAUAACCUUGUGUGACUUAACUUUUAUAGGAAGCAGGGUUGUUGAAGUUAUUACAUUGAGAUAGUUCGUGUGAGGCCUACUGUUUUUCAGCAUUAAUUCCAACCACGCUCUAACAUCACUGGUCGUUAUUAUUGUGUAAUUGGUAUUUUUGUACUACUUUGUAUAUCUUGUAACGAAAAAUUUUAUAAAAUUUUUAGAGGAAUCAGAACCUUUGCUUUUGUAUGAUAACAGCAAUUAAUGUAUGUAGAUUUCAACAUAUGUUUUCCAACACAAAUGUGUUCGAUAUAUAUAUUCACCUAUUCACUGGUUAGCUGGUAAUAGCUCAAGACCUAAUAAAGAUAACGAUGAUAGUCUACCUGGUAUCGUAAUACAAACUCAGUUAUAUCAAGAAAGAACGAAAUAUGUCAUUAAAUACUGUGACGAAUAAUAAUGGAGCAACACCUAUACAUAGGCUGUAGUCGAGUAAAUAUAUGAGUAGUAGCGACACACUCAAAUAACAAGAAUUUUAAGGGUGUUAUUAGAAAGUGCAACAGUGACUAGGCUAGUUCGACAGUCUAGAAAACAAAAACAAAUCAACUGAUAAAGUUAGGGAUUUGUAUGCGUGUUCCUUUACGUAUAACUUUUGGUUCGGGUCAUGUUGAAAAAUUACAAACUAGGUUUUAAAGAAAUCGUUGCAUCAAAAGUAUUAUUCUUCAAAAGCCGUUAGUCUCACGUAGUUAGGUUGAAAGUCAGAUCACGGUGUACAAAUUUAUACGGUGCAUCCCUUAUUGCUCUCAGGGAAUUUUAGGUUGUCAUCCAUAUCAGUAUUUACAAAAUCAUGUUUGUCUGUCAAUUAAGACUGUCUCAUUGUUUCCACUCUUCAUAAUUACGAAAUAUCUUGACGUUCCCUACAAAGCAUCAAAUGGUUCUUCUUUUGAGUGUUACAAAGGGCGUUUAAAUGUCGUAACCCGGACGAAUAAAAAAUUACACAUACUUGGACAUUUUCUUGCAUGUUCUUUUAUGGGAGCUUUUCAUGGUGCCACAAGCUUUAUUUUGUUUAUAACCCUUGCUGUAUGUCCGUAAAAAGACAUUGCAUCCGCUUACACAGCUUCUCAUAUAGGAACCACAAGUGGUUUUAGAAUUGUUUAAUCAGUUUCAUUAAGUGGUUGUGCAGGUGUGCUUUUCACAUCUUGAUUAUUGGUCGGAUGCUAAGAGCGAUGCUAGGCAAACAUUUGAUCCAUUUGACGAUAUUCGGUUGAGACAUCAAUGAGCUCUUAAGUUUUUUUGUGAAUAUUCUCCGCAACACCAUUUGUUGCUGUAUGAUUAGCUAUUGUUGCAUACAAUGGACACCGACGAUGCGAAGAAAUCAGUCUAAUAGAUUAGAUUGAAGCUGUGACCCCAUGUCUACAGGAACUAUAAUAGGCAUACCAAAACUCGAAGCCCAUUUAUCUGGGAAGGUUUUCGGCCGAAAUAUCAUUUACAGGACAGGCAGCUGGUCAUAUAGUGAAUCAAUCAACUACUUUAAAUAUGUGGGCAAAACUGUGAGAUUAAGCCAGUAGUUCUACUAAAUCGACUUGAAUAUGUUUGUUUGCUAUUUUACAGUCAAUUUACUUGCGCACUUUGCUGCGUUGAGAUUUUAAGUAAUCCCAUGUCCAUUUCUUUAUUUCUAUGUUCACUUUAUUUCAAAAGAAUCUUGAUAUUAGCUAUACGGCAGCACGGAUUUUGGAGUGAGGCAACCAUUGAAAACCAGAAAUCGCUAGAGAGCUGUCUCGUCCAUUUAGAAGAUCCAGGUUUUCCAAAUGCGUAUUCAACACAGAGAGCUUCUAGUCACCUUUAUUUUCUAUCUCGUUUUAGAAUAGUCUCGGUAUUUUUAUAUCCAUUUUAAUGUCUCACCCAUUUAUCAAAUGCUAGUAAAUUCGUUUCACAUUUUAUCAUAUAAGUUAUCCAUAUAUAUGAGAUGAACAUCUCUUGUUUUUAAAUACCACUCGUUAAAGAGAUUUUAAAGCUUUUAUUUACUGUUCUACUUUUAGUAUGCUUGAUGAAGGAUUCCAGUCUGCUUCUUUAUCAUCUGAAAUUUCACAAGGAUCAUCCUACAAUCGAUCUGGUGAUAUAGAAAUAGGAAAUGACUUAAGUUCCAGUGUUGUCUUUUCAGCCGAUUUCCACAAAUUUGAUGAUUUAAAAAACUUAUUAGAUAACAACAAAGAUGCAGUGAAGUUAGGUGCAAUGAAACGGAUUAUUGAAAUGGUUGCCAGAGGUAAAGAUUGUUCUGAUCUAUUCUUAGCUGUAGUGAAGAAUGUGGUCUCAAAAAAUGCUGAGAUUCGAAAACUUGUCUAUGCUUUUUUAACUCAUUAUGCUGAACAAGAACAAGAUAUCGCUCUGUUGUCGAUAUCAACAUUUCAACGAGCAUUAAAGGAUCCUAACCAAUUAGUUCGAGCUUCAUCUUUACGUGUUUUAUCCUCGAUUCGUAUUCCACUUAUAUUGCCUAUUGUCACUUUAGCAAUUCAAGAUGCUUCAAAAGAUCUUUCUCCGUAUGUACGUAAAACUGCAGCUCAUGCCAUUUUAAAAGUUUAUAGUUUGGAUCCAACCGAAAAGGACACAUUGAUUGAAGUAAUUGAUCGUCUAUUAAGCGAUAAAACUACCGUGGUCGUUGGUAGUGCUGUACGUGCAUUUGAAGAAGUCUGUCCUGAACGUCUGGAUUUAAUACACAAGAACUAUCGUAAACUGUGUAAUUUAGUAAUGGAUGUGGAUGAAUGGGGUCAAGUCGUUAUAUUAUCAAUGCUUACACGUUAUGCUAGGACACAGUUUCCAAAUCCUGAAAAAUCAUUAAUCACAAUCGAAAACGAUAACUCUUCAACUCCUGCAAAUCUUUCAUCCAAUCAAUCAGAUAACGGUCAAUCCAAGUCGAUUCCGAUUUCAGGAAACGACAAUAAUCAUAAUUGUACAUCAUCAAAAUCAAAUACAACCAUUACUACACCUGAAAAAUCAACCCAAUAUUCCAUGUCUGAUGCUUUACCUAUACUUGAUGCUGAUCGAAAUGCACUUUUAAAUGCUUCACGAUAUUUAUUGCACAGUCACAAUUCUGCUGUUGUUAUGGCAUCUAGUCAAUUGUUAUUCUAUUUAAAUGCUAAAGAUGAUUAUCCAGCUGUAGUUCGUGCUCUAAUUCGAACACUACACCGUAAUCGCGAAGUUCAAUAUAUCGUUUUAAGUAAUAUAGCAAGUUUAAUAACAAUUGAACAUCGUAAUUUAUUCGAACCAUAUCUACGAUCAUUCUUCAUUUUUUCAACUGAUUCACUUCAAGUGAAAUUGUUGAAAUUAGAAAUUCUUAGUAGUCUAAUCACAGAAACAUCAAGUUCGGUUAUUCUUCGUGAAUUUCAAUAUUAUGUUAAUAGUUUCGAUGAGGAAUUUGUUACUGCGACAAUUCAAGCAAUUGGACGAUGUGCUAGCAUUGUUCCACAAAUAUCAGAUGUUUGUCUAGGUGGUCUUCUUCGAUUAAUGUCUAGACCGAAAGAAAAAAUCAUGGGCGAAUGCGUGAUUGUAUUAAGAAAAUUAUUACAAAUGAAAACAACUGAUCAUAAAGAAAUUAUUACACAUAUAGCUCAAUUAGCAGAUACUAUGACAAUUCCGACAGCUUUAGCAUCGAUAUUAUGGCUUCUGGGUGAAUUCAGUCAUCGUGUUCCAAAAAUUGCACCUGAUAUCUUGCGUAAAAUGGCUAAAUCUUUUACACAACAAGAAACUAUUGUUAAAUUUCAGAUUAUUAAUUUAGCAGCUAAAUUAUGCAUUGUCAAUCCGCGUCAAACACUUAUUCUAACACAAUAUAUCUUCAAUUUAGCUAAAUACGAUGCUAAUUAUGAUAUACGUGAUAAAGCACGAUUUUUAAGAGGUUUAUUAUUUCCACAAAUUAUAACAAAUCCAACUCUGAUUAGCGAUGAUAAUUCAUCAUCACCUGGGGUCCAUAAAAAUGCACUGAAACCAAAUAAUACUACUAAUAAUAAUAUUAGUAGUAAUACAUUUUUAUCUAAAAAUAUUCGUAAAAUCUGUUUAGCCACUAAACCGGCACCAAUAAUCAAAUCACAAUUUGAAGGUAGAUCCAACUUUCGUCUUGGUACAUUAUCGCAUAUUUUACAACAUCGUUUAUCAGGUUAUAGAGAACUUACCGAUUGGCCAACUAUCCCACCAGAUCCAUGGUCACGUGUUAUUGCAACACCUCUUCAAUCAACUGCUACUUCGAAUGAUAGUGAAUCUUCUGAAAUGAAUUCACCUAAAUCAUCUGUUCUACAUGUUAAACAUCGGAUAGAUGAAAAAAAGAAAGAUCGUUUUGGAAAUAUUUCUUUAAAUGAUUUCUUCUCAGAAACGGAAGAUGACGAAGAUGAUGAUGAGGAGGAGGAAGAGAAGAAUGAAGAAGAAGAAGUAGAUGAAUUAAUUGAUGAAAGAAAAGAAGGAAAUAAAAAAGCUAAACAUACAUCGUCUUCACUCUAUGGGAGUGGAAAUACUUCCAGCGAUGGUGAUGACAACGACGAGUAUACUAGCGAUGAAGAUCAAUUUAAAAAGAAUGAAGAAGCGACCGAUAAAGAUGAUAAUUAUGAUAGUGAAUCAGAUUCCGAUUUUGACAUAGAAUACUUGAUUCGAUCGAAACAACAGUUGUCUACUGUAAAAAAUCAUAGUAUUAAAGAACAAUCAUCCAAUUCAUCUAAUCUGUCCGAAUCUCAAUCUUCAUCAUUAUUACCAACUGAUGUUCCCGCUCCUGUUGCCAUUACUACUCUUAAUGACACCAUUACUUCCGAAUCAUUGAAGGAAGAUUCAUUCACUGGAGAAAAGUUUAUUCAUGAUAUUAAUGAAUUACAAAUUUCAAUGAAACAAGAUUUAAACAGUUGGCUAAACGCUCAAUCAUCAUCGUCUAAUGAAUCUGUUCAUGAUGCUGUGAUAAACGAGGAUAUUGAAAAACUUACUGAACAAUCAUUAGUAACUAGAAGUGAUUCUAAGCUCAACUGUGAUCAGCCAAGUUCAAAUUUCACAUCUGAUGACAUGAUUCAUACCCAUUCGAAUUCUAAAGAUACUUGUGAAGUAAAUAAUAAAGAAAACAAUGAUUCGUUGAAUACCUGUGAUCCUUCACUACAACAUUCAAAUGAUGAUUGUGUUAAUUUUCCGUUACAAAUUCAUAAUUAUUCACUUUUAUGGUUUACUCUAACUAAUCCACAUGAAAAUGAUAUAACUGGUCAAUUACAAUAUACUCGUAUAGUUUGGCCUAAUCAUCCGAAAUUAAUUGUAAUCAAUUUGAAAUUAUGUAAUCAAAAUGCAUGUGUAGAUUUGACAAAUAUUCAAUUUGAUCUAAUGAAUAGUGUAAUAGGUCGAUUAUUGGUUGAUGCUAAUCGAAUUCAGUCUUUCAGUCCAAUAGUACAAUUGAAACCUCAAUCAACAUGUACAGUACAAUUUGGCAUAGAUUUUGCUGGAUUUUGUGAUCCAAUUGAUUUAGAUCUUAUUUAUGAAAUGAAAUUAAAUGAUUCAUUAAAUCAUGAAUUAUUACAUAGAUGGAGAAUUUGUUUAAAUCCACCAGCAUCAGAAUUAAUACGACCUAUUCAUUUAAAUGAAAAAGAAUAUUUUGACGAAAGAUCUAAACUUAUAUUAAGUCGAUCAUUUUAUCAUAAUCAUAUAGUAACUAUAAUUAAUAAUAAUAAUAAAGGGAUAUGUCAAUCUGAAUUGUUAUCCAAAUUAAUAACUCAUCUUUUACAACAUAUUAAUAUUCAAUAUCAAUUUCAUAAAAUACACACAAAUCAUAAAUAUAUUGUAUGUAAUGAUAUACAAUUACAUGAGAAUAUGAACUGUUAUUCUAAUGGAAAGUCAACAACGACAACAACAACAGCAAUGAUGAUGAUGACGACGCCAACGGAGACGACGACGACAACAACAACAACGGAUAUCAACAAUCCUCAUAAUCAAACAUCAUAUAUCACUAUAUUUUUAACUGGUCAAACAAUAUCUGAUAAUCAAUUAUGUUUAUUAGAAGUUUCAUAUUGGUUAAAUACUCUUUUUAAAAAUGAUUCAUUUUCAAUAAAUUUAAGUUUAUUUUGUAAUUCAUCUAAUUUAUUUCGUAAACAUUUAUCAUUAUGUAUUGAAAAAAUAUUAUCAACAUUAUAAUAUUGAUGAAGGUUUAAGGUGUUUUCUUGUUGUUGUUGUUGGUGGUGGUGGUGGUGGUGGUGGUGUUCUUUGGGGGGGUUGUAUUAUUAGGGACUUUCUAUUCAAUGUUGUUUAAACAUUCCAAUUGAUUUGAUCUUUUUUCUUUUCUGUUUUUUUUUGUGCUACGUUUUGCGCUCAUUUUAAAUAUAUUCAUUACUUCAUGUAUAUGUUUGUGUGUAGUUUUUUAUUUGUGAAUUUGUUUAUUUAUUUAAUCAUGUGCAAUUGGAUGAGUUAUUUUGUUGUUGUUGUUCUUCUUCUUCUUCAAAAUUUAGGACAAAGUAUAAUUUUCCAAUAAAUUAUGUGAUAAAAGAUGUAUUCUUUAAGUAUAUUUGAUAUGCUCCGAACGUUAUUGCUACCUUGACCUAGUGAUCGGGUUUACCUAUCGUGAUAAAGCAACUGAGCUAUACUGGCUGGAACAACCGUUCCUCAAGGUCCUACCAUGCCAGAUAGGUCGGUUGAACAGCGGUAAGACUAAAAGCAACAAAACCUAGGUCCGAAGGCGAAGUCGUACUGCUGACUGUACAGAGGUGUGACAGCAGUAAGGUGUUUCCUUCAGACAACCAGCAUGACAGCGAUGCUGCCUUCCCACAAGGAGAGGUGGGGUUAGAAAAUGUCAACCCUAAAAAUGCACACCUCGGCUUAUUCCACGGAUAUCCGU